This is a messenger RNA of Colletotrichum orchidophilum, 213 nucleotides long. RefSeq lists its product as uncharacterized. Lineage: Eukaryota; Fungi; Ascomycota; Sordariomycetes; Glomerellales; Glomerellaceae. The transcript has 2 exons. The coding region runs from base 1 to 213 and encodes 70 amino acids. The record is from RefSeq and is a predicted model, not a curated record.
AUGCAGCUCAGCAUCUCCUCCAUCUGCGUCGCUCUGUUCGCCAUGAGCCAGCUCGUGGCCGCAGUCCCCGCCUCGAAACAGCAAAACAGCGUCCGCGAACAGUUCAAGCAACAAAACUGCAAGAGCCAAGCCUGCCGUGACUCUGUCGACUCUGGCUGUGCCCUCAGCAACAUCAAUUUCGAGCUCGGGGGCUGCGAUGACCCUAGCCAAUGA